UAUUUUAUAACCUGUACCCAGACGAAAAAGUAUUAAUUGAUGCCGACAUCCGACAUAAGAAUAUCUUUUUACUAUAAUUUGGAUGGGCCCGGCUAGGCUAGCAGAGCUGGCUUUUGUUUUAUAUAAAUCUAUAUUAAGAUGCCAAAUUAUGAACAGAUUGUAUAUAAGGGAGAUCAUGUUAUUCCAAUAUAUCAAAGGAAUGGUCUGUUGGAAGAAAGAAACUUGAACAUAAAUAUUUUUGAUUUUGGUGAUAAGCUGCAAAUUAAACUGCGAGAUUUGUCAGAAUAUUCCUUCAACUUUACAGACUAUGUGGAUCUGGGGGAUUUUGAAGUUAUGAGAGUAAAUCAAUGUUUGGAUAUCAACUACUCAGAAUUUAAAACCAAUAUUGUGGAAAUGCUUUAUCAGUUUCAGAAAAAAGAAUUGUUUUUAAAAUGUGAAUUGUCGGAAAAAUCGUGCACCUUAGUUUUCUUCACGAAAUCAAAAAUAAAAAGCAUAGUCUAUUUGACCUUAGAACUGAAGCCCACAGACCACAAAGAAAUUAUAUCUGAAAUGUAUUUGGAAAUAAAUGAGCUUCAGGAAGUUAAUAAUAGGCUACAGAAACAACUUUCAACAUCUAGAAAAUUAGUUCAAGAAAAAGAGGCAGACUUAAAAGAUCUUGAAGUUGCAAAAAAAGCAGAGGUUGAACAAUUUUGUAAGAGUCUUGAACAUAUUGAAAAGUUCUUUAACUCCAAAUCGAGUUCAAUAUAUAAUCAUUUGAUAGGCAAAAUUUCGAUAUUUAAUAAACAAAUAUCAGGGCUACAAAUUAAGAUAAAGGUGUUAAAAGAGGAGAAUAAUUUAAAAGUGGAUUCGAGUGAUCGCCUUAUUCGAACCAUGGAAAAUCUUAGAGUGGAAAAUAUGGAAAGUAAUCAGACCAUUAACGAUUUAAAAAAGGAGAACAGUACCUUAAAUAUUUUAAGGGUUAAAUUGGAGAAAAAUGUAGCAGAUUUACAAAAGAAUUUGGAAACCCUUCAAAUUGCAAACAGAAAUAUGGAAAAUAAAAAGACUGAAUUGGAAAAAGAUCUUGAAAAAUUAAGUAUAAUCGUAACACAGAAGGACAGCAAAAUCAGCGAACUUUCAAAAGAUUUAGUACAGGCAAAUAAUAUGCUUGUGCAGUUCAAUGGCCAUUUUGACAUAAAGCAACAACAGGUGGAUGAACUGCAAGAUGACUUAUCUAAGAAGGAGAAAUUCAUAAUAGAGCAGAAAUGCAAAAUGAACCAAAUUUUGCAAUCAUUUCAAGACUACAAGUCCAAAUUUAAUAAGGAAAAUCUUGAUAACAUGCGGCGCGAUUUACUCUCCGCAAACAAGAGAAUUCAUGACAUGGAAGAGGAAAUUAAGAAAUUAAACAAAAUAAAUGCUCUACUAUCGCAAAAAAUGAGCCAAGGUGGAUAUCUUAAUAACAGGAAGUAAAAAGAGGUGUGUUCUUAGGGUUAAACUAUUUUUUCCUUUGUAAAUAAAAUAGUAUAAUAAAAUAGUUUUGAUUUGUG
Molecule: messenger RNA, 1523 nt
Organism: Anthonomus grandis grandis
Lineage: Eukaryota; Metazoa; Arthropoda; Insecta; Coleoptera; Curculionidae
Product: structural maintenance of chromosomes protein 2-like
Exons: 8
Coding region: 139-1446 (435 amino acids)
Source: RefSeq, a predicted model, not a curated record